This is a messenger RNA of Daldinia decipiens, 864 nucleotides long. Its product is annotated as increased loss of mitochondrial DNA protein 1. Lineage: Eukaryota; Fungi; Ascomycota; Sordariomycetes; Xylariales; Hypoxylaceae. The transcript is spliced from 2 exons. The record is from RefSeq and is a predicted model, not a curated record. Bases 99 to 674 code for a protein of 191 amino acids.
GGUAUCUACCUACUGUGGAUGCAUCCAUAUCGUCCCAAAGACCAACACCACCUUACGAAACGAUCCACCAUAAACCGUCAAGAACGGGAAACCCAACCAUGGCGCUCAUAUCAGUCAAGACCAUCUUGACAUCCCUCUGCCUCUUCCACAUCACCCUAGCCUACUUCUUCUACACGAAUCCCAAUGCCAUCUCCGACCAGGCUCUCGUCUACGUGUUAGGCGAAGCCAUGGGCAUGCCCCAGACAACCGCCUUUGCAAAUCCCAACGCCGUAUCCUCCCUCCUCGGCGUCUUGCUCCUUGUAAUCGGGCUUUCCGACCUACUCACCCUCUCCCUCCCCGAAGAAGUAUGGCUGAUCCACUACUGGGGCGCACAAGCGCCUCUCCGCAUCAUCGUAUUCGCCUCGCUAUCGCUAUUCGCAUAUUUCUCGACGCCAACCGCCGGCCGGUCCGGAGCAAACCGCCUAUCGCACCCCCUAACACCUCCCUCCGCAUUUAUCCCCGGCGCCGUAGCUGGCGGUAGCGACGGCCUGCGCAACCGCGUCUUCUUCACGUUUGCCUUCCUCGAGUUUCUUAGUUGGUUUUGGGUCUGGGUCACGCUGAAGGAAGAGUCUGCGACCUUUCUCUCCCGAAAGAAGAGGAGGGGGAGUAGCAGUGGUAGUGGGGUUUUGCGGUAAAUGGGCUGAAGACUGUAAGGGCAAGGGAAGUCGGUUGUGACAUGCUUGCGAACGUGGAUAAACAAAUGCACUAUUCACAUUUCGACGUGCGUGGCUUUCCGAGUCCAUAUCCUGAGCCCUCACUUGCGGUAGCUUUAUUUUCUCCCUAUUUCAUCCAUGUUGUAUUGUGUGGCGGGUUCUUUAGAAGCAU